Molecule: messenger RNA, 1773 nt
Organism: Zingiber officinale
Lineage: Eukaryota; Viridiplantae; Streptophyta; Magnoliopsida; Zingiberales; Zingiberaceae
Product: 3-hydroxy-3-methylglutaryl-coenzyme A reductase 3-like
Exons: 4
Coding region: 83-1636 (517 amino acids)
Biological process (GO): coenzyme A metabolic process; sterol biosynthetic process; isoprenoid biosynthetic process
Cellular component (GO): peroxisomal membrane; endoplasmic reticulum membrane
Molecular function (GO): protein binding; hydroxymethylglutaryl-CoA reductase (NADPH) activity
Source: RefSeq, a predicted model, not a curated record
CCCCCCCGCCAUCUCCACUGCACUGCACUGCACUCCCUCCGUUCGAACGCACCGGCCAUCCUCACCUCCGCCGCCUGUGAGCAUGGGGGUUCGCCGGAAGAUCCUGUGGAGGCUUUCUUUUCUGUUCGGCGCACCGAAUCGCCGAUCUCCGCCGCUCGCCUUUCCUCGCUCCGUACGCCACACCAAGCUGCUCCUCUCCAUUUUGACCUUGGUCGCCUCCCUGCUCUACCUUCUUGGUCUCAAGGAAACCCUAACCGUCAUCGCGUCCCUAUUGUACUGCGUCUGCUUCUCUAGCUUCUUCCUUGCCAAAUUCAUCGCCUUCCUCCGUGGCAAGCGCGGGAAGAAGAGCAGAUCCCGUGUCUCUCCCCUCGAAACUAUUCUCACGGACGACGAAAUCGUCGCGUCUGUGGUCUCCGGCGAGACGCCAUCUGAGGAGCUGGAGUCCGCGACCGGCGAUUGCGAGAGGGCUGUCAUGAUCCGGCGCGAGGCCAUUCGGCGGGUCACCGGAAAGGGCUUGGUGGGAUUGCCGCUCCAUGGGUUCGAUUACGCCUCCAGCUCGGGGCGAUUCUGUGAGCUUAAAGUGGGGUGCCUACAGUUGCCGGUGGGCGUACCUGGGCCUCUACUGCUCGACGGGAGCCAGUACUAUGUACCGAUGGCAACCACCGAGGGCUGCCUGGUGGCCAGCGUGUCCAGGGGUUUCAAGGCCAUCGCAUUAAGCGGAGGCGCCUCCAGCGUCAUCUUUGGGGACGGUAUAACGCGGGCGCUGGUGGUGAGACUACCGUCCGCGGCCAGGGCAGCAGAGCUCCAGGCCUUCUUGGAGAACCCCGACAAUUUGGAGAUCCUCACAGAGUUGUUCAAUAGGUCUUCCAGAUUUGCGAGGCUACAGACAAUCAGAUGUGCUCUGGCCGGGAGGAACCUGUACAUGAGAUUCAGAUGCAGCACACAAGAUGACGUGGGCAUGAACAUAAUCUCCGAAGGCGUCAAACAUGUGUUGGAUUACCUUCUCAACAAUUUCAACGACAUGGAAGUCAUCAGCACCUCAAGUAAUCUCUGCUCUGAAAAUAAGCCAGUUGCCGUGAAUUGGAUUGAAGGCAGGGGCAAAUCAGUGGCUUGUGAAGCAAUCAUCAAGGAAGAAGUGGUAGAGAAGGUUCUCAAGAUCAAUAUACCUGCACUUGUGGAACUCAACAAGAUCAAAAAUCUAGUUGGCUCUGCACUUGCAGGAUCUCUUGGGGGGUUCAAUGCUCAGGCCAGUAAUAUUACAUCUGCUAUCUUCAUUGCCACUGGCCAAGAUCCGGCUACCAAUGUCGAGAGUUCUCAGUGUAUCACCAUGAUCGAAGCUUUGAAUGACGGAAAGGAACUUCAUGUUUCUGUGACUUUGCCAUCAAUUGAGGUUGGCACAGUUGGCAGAGGGACUGAGCUAGCUCCACAAGCUGCCUGUUUGGAUCUGCUCGGUGUGCAAGGCGAAAGCUUGGAAUCUCCUGGCGCAAACGCCCGGCGACUGGCCACUAUCAUCGCCGGCACAGUCCUCGCUGGGGAGCUCUCCCUCCUCUCGGCUCUCGCAGCUGGGCACCUUGUGAAGAGCCACAUGAAGUACAACAGAUCCAGCAAUACGAAUAUCGGACAUCAGAUCAAAUAAACGGCCGUUUCCGUAAGAAGCCAUAAUUAAGCCACAAAUAGAUCUUUAGGUAAAAAUAAUGUAUGCGGUCUUAUGCAAAGCUGAGUAUGUUAAAGUUACCCUCUAAGUUUAGCAUUUAAAUUUACUUACCCUCUAAG